Molecule: messenger RNA, 1725 nt
Organism: Diorhabda sublineata
Lineage: Eukaryota; Metazoa; Arthropoda; Insecta; Coleoptera; Chrysomelidae
Product: venom carboxylesterase-6-like
Exons: 11
Coding region: 65-1696 (543 amino acids)
Source: RefSeq, a predicted model, not a curated record
UGCGAUAAUUAUAUAUACGUCAAUUAAAAAUUUCUCAUAUCCCAUCCCACAAAUAUUUACAAAUAUGUUGAGCAUUGCAGCUUUAUUAUUUAUUACGAUUGUGCAGAUAUUCUGCGACGAUGAUCUUAUAUUGACUUUACCGAACGGAAAGAUUCGAGGAAUUUCAGUUACUCCCCCGGUUACUGGCAACCUUACAUAUUAUGCAUAUUUAGGAAUUCCUUUUGCUGCACCACCAGUAGGUAAUCUAAGAUUUCAGCCACCACAACCAUCUGCCAAUUGGGAUGGAAUUUUGGAAGCCAAUAAUAAUUCGGUGUCUUGCUAUCAAGUGGGCGUCGAAGAUGACUAUCAAACAGAAGAUUGUCUUUAUUUAAGUGUCUACACUCCACUAAAGCCUUCGAAUUUAGGAAAAUUACCGAUUGUAGUUUCUAUCUAUGGUGGAGCAUUUAUUCACGGUCAUGCUUCUUAUGGUGGCAAAGUAGCUGCUUUUCUAAUAAGUCAUGAUGUGAUUCUUGUUACAUUCAAUUACCGUGUUGGACCUUUUGGAUUUUUAUCUACUGGCGAUACAGUAAUCCCUGGAAAUAUGGGGUUGAAAGAUCAACAAUUAGCUUUAAAAUGGGUGAAUCAAAAUAUUGAAUUAUUCGGUGGAGAUCCACAACAAGUGACCAUCUUGGGUCAGAGUGCUGGAUCAGCUUCUGUCACCUACCAACUUCUCAGUCCAGGAUCUGCAGGACUUUUUAGGGCCGCAGUAGGAAUGAGCGGCUCUGUUUUGUGCGAUUGGGCGCAACAAAGAAAUGCUGUGGAUACAGCUUAUGGAAUAGCUGCUGAAAUUGAUCCUAGUUUCGAGAGAACCAGAUCUACACAAGAUUUAUUAGACUUCUUACUGAAUGUUGAUGCAUCUUUAAUACUCAAAACCAAUAAUACGUAUAAUGUAUUUUCACCGGUCAUAGAAGUACCUCAUGAAGGCGCUUUUAUUUCUGAUGUUAUGUACACUUCGGUUGAGAAUGGUUCAUUCGCCAAAGUUCCAGUUUUAAUGGGUUUCAAUUCAGAAGAAAGUUUAGGAAAGGUACAAGAUAUGGAUUCUUGGAAGAAACAGGUUGAAAAAUUGGAUGAAAAUCCGCGUUUAUUAGUUGAUGACGAUAUGUAUAUUACUGAUGACGAUGUGAAAUUAGAAGUAGGUAAGAAAAUAAGAAGUAUUUAUAUGGGAGAUCAGCCAUUUGGUGAUAACGUUGGAAAAGCCGUACAGUAUUAUAGCGACAACAGUUUCAUCAGGCCAAUCUUAAAAUUUGCCGAGUUACUCUCUCAGCACGUUGAUUUAUACUUUUAUGAAUUCUCUUAUCAUGGUGAAUUGGGACAAAACAACGUUUCCAUACCCGGUAUUGGCAGAGUAGAACAUGCAGAAGAUCAGUGGUAUUUUUGGCCCCAGUACGAUAGCUAUGAUGAAUUUCCUGAAUCAGAUGUCAAUACAUUAAAAAGAUACGUAAAAUUUGUAGCUAAUUUUGUGAAAUAUCUAAAUCCCACACCUGAAAGAGAAGAGUUAUUCGAUAAUAUCACGUGGCCAAUCGCAACAAGCGACUAUCUCACCUAUUUGAACAUCGACGAUAAUUUGAGCUUGAGUCGAAACCCACGAAACUUCUCGUACGGACCAUGGGUAGAAAUAUUCGAGGAAUAUGUUCCGAAGCCAUUUAUAUCUUUCUAAAUAUUGAAUAAAUGAAAUAUUUUACCAAU